This is a messenger RNA of Trifolium pratense (red clover), 2422 nucleotides long. RefSeq names its product DEK domain-containing chromatin-associated protein 1-like. NCBI's taxonomy places the organism in Eukaryota, Viridiplantae, Streptophyta, Magnoliopsida, Fabales, Fabaceae. The transcript is spliced from 11 exons. The record is from RefSeq and is a predicted model, not a curated record. Gene Ontology annotation, molecular function: DNA binding; histone binding. Gene Ontology annotation, cellular component: nucleus. The coding region runs from base 489 to 2105 and encodes 538 amino acids. Gene Ontology annotation, biological process: chromatin organization; regulation of double-strand break repair.
AUGACCAUCACACACUUGCGCAAUAAUCGCACACAGACAAAUUUCAAUCAGUCUCAUUUUUUAUUUUUUUUUGAUACAGUCAAUCAGUCUCAUUAAUUAACUAAUACAACUAAAUUUCCGAACGAGAUCUAAGAUCUCCAUUCUCGGAAUUUGAGGGUUUUGUAAAAAAAAUCUUUAUAUUUAAUUUCAAUUUAUUUUUUUCAUUUUCCAUUUUGCCGGGAGAAAAUAAAAAGUGAGAGCGCUUACAAUUUCGCAUCAAAAUUUUGAAACAUUUUUCACCUAAACCGCGCUUCAUAUCUUUCAACUCAAUUUUCAUUUUCGCGAUUCCCCCCUUUUUUUUCUUUCUCUCUCUAUAUUCUCUCAAAUCUCAUUCAUUCACUUCAAUUCCAAAAAACUUUCCAAAUCCAAUUCUUAAUUAUUCUUAGGGUUUUUUUCUUUUUCUCUCUUUUAGGGUUUCCGAUCUAUUCAUUCUUUCUUUCCCCUAAUCCAUGGCUACCGAAACCCUAGACGAUAAUCAACCUUCUCUUCCUGAGAAACUCGACGAUCCUGCUCCUGCUGCUGAUGAUGAAACCAAAUCGAAAGAAGAAGAUGAAGUAGUAGCUGCUGAACAAGAUGCUGCUGUUGAAGUUGAUGAAUCUAAAGAUGAAAAGAAAGAGAUCGGUGAAGAAGAUGAUUCCGAUGCUGAUGAAGGUGGAGAUGAUGAUGAGGAGGAGGAAGAGGAAGAGGCUAAGGAGAGUGGUAAGAAGUUGAAGAAAGACACGGUGUCGGAGAAAAAGAGUCCGGUUACUCCGACGAGUGAUAGGCCGACUAGGGAAAGGAAAACGGUGGAGCGUUAUUCUGAGCCGUCUUCUUUUUCGUUGGGAAGGUCUUCUUCCAGCAAAGGUUUGGUAAUUGAAAAGGGACGUGGUACUCAGCUUAAGGAUAUUCCGAAUGUGGCUUACAAGUUGUCCAAGAGAAAACCUGAUGACAACCUGCAUAUGCUACAUAGCAUACUAUUUGGGAAGAAAUCAAAGGCACACAAUCUAAAGAGGAACAUAGGCCAGUUUUCUGGUUAUGUGUGGGCUGAAAAUGAGGAAAAACAAAGGGCAAAGAUAAAGGAGAGGAUUGACAAAUGUGUGAAAGAAAAGUUGAUUGUCUUCUGCGAUGUUCUUAAUAUUCCAAUAAACAAGGGCAGUGUGAAGAAGGAGGAACUGUCUGUAAAGCUGUUGGAGUUUCUGGAGGCCCCACACGCCACCACUGAUGUUCUGCUUGCUGAAAAAGAACAGAAAGCUAAGAAGCGAACUAAAAAAGCAACCCCUAGCAAAUCUCCUGGAGAAACAUCUGCUGGAACACCGGCAAAGAAAAAGCAAACUCCGCAAUCAGGAAAAAAGCGAAAACAGUCUUCUGACGUUGAAGAAGAUGAUAAAGCUGAACUUUCAGAUGCAAAGGACGAUUCCCAAGAAGAGGAAGAUGUUGCAGUGGCAAAUAGUGGAAGUGAUGACGAGGUUGAUAAAUCAGAGGAAGAGGAAGAUACAUCAAAGGCUCGUAAGAGUUCGUCAAAAAAGUCUGUGAAGGAGGGUUCAGUUGCCAAAGCUGGAGUUAAAACCCCAUCUGCUAAAAAGACCUCUGCAAAAGCUGCCAAAAGCAGUGAAAAAUCUCCAAAAAGUCUGGUUCCCAAAAAGUCUGUUGCUGAUCAGGAUUCUGCUUCUCUUUCCAAGUCAAGUCAACCUGCAACCAAGAAACAGAAAACUGGAAAUGAAAAGCAAGACACUAAGGGGAAGACUGCAAGCAAAACCUCAAAGGCUCCUGUUAAGGAUCAAGUAAAAGGUAAAAGUAGUAAGAAGUCCAAGGGAGAGCCUAGUAGGGAGGACAUGCAUGCAGUUGUAGUUAAAAUUCUGAAGGAAGUAGAUUUCAAUACUGCAACUUUGUCUGAUAUCCUCCGCCAACUUGGUACACAUUUUGGCCUUGAUUUAAUGCAUAGAAAAGCAGAGGUGAAGGAUAUCAUUACAGAUGUAAUUAAUAACAUGUCUGAUGAGGAAGAUGGAGGCGAGGAAGAUGAUAAUGAUGGUGAUGGGGAUGAUGCUGGCAAAGACAGCGAUGCCAGUAAUGACGAUGAUGCUGAGUAAUUUUAGAUGGAAAAAUAUUGACUGCCGAAACUAAAAGAAUGUGGGGUCAUCCCAUAUAGCUAAAUUUUAUGUUCUUCUCCUGUCAGCUGUCUAUACUGGUUAAGCUUUGGUAGGUAUAUUUGGUUUGAGUUGUGACCUUUGCUAUGAUAGAUCCUGGAAACUAGGACUGUGCUCUGUGUACCAUAUUUAGAUUUAACUUGCUCCUCUGUAUUACAGAUGUGUCAUUUUAUUUCUGAUGUUGAAUAGUUUGUUUUUUCACCUGCCUGUAAACAUCAUUGCCUACUAGUUUAGAUCAAUGUUAAAUUUAUUUGUUAGAA